AGGUGCCAGAAGGGAGUCUCAAAAGCCAGUGGAAGGGAGAUAUUACUGCCAAUGAUAACAAGGAAAAAAACUGGCAAAGCUCCGUAUCUAUUAUCAACAACUAAAGAUAUCAAUGCUGCUAAAGGAGAUGACAUAGUAUUAAAAUUAUGCGUGGGUGGAGAGCCACGCCCAGAUGUAACCUGGUUCUUUAACAAUCAGAUUAUUGGAGAUGACGAGCACUAUGAAAUGAGCGAAGAAGACAACACGCUUUUAAUACACGACAUACUUCCUAUGCAUGCAGGUGUGUAUAACUACACAGCAUCGAAUCUACUGAAAUCCAUCAGUGGACAAAUACGAGUGUUUAUUGAAAAGGGGAGGGUGGAGGAGGAGGAGGAAGAUGGGAUAAUGGAGGCGGAGUCUGAUAUGACUGACCACACCCCCAAGAUAGUGUUUGAGGGUAAUUAUGUUAAAUUAAGUGAGUUCGCUGAUCACAUUGAGCUGCUGAAUAAGAGUAAUGGAGGGAAAGGAUUUAAAUCUGAAUUUCAGCGAUUGCAAAAUUUUGGUCAUCUUUUCUCAACUGAAGUAGCUAAUUGUUCCGAAAAUAAGAAAAGAAAUCGAUUUAAGACAAUAUUACCAUAUGAUAAUAAUUUACUUACUUUACGUCCAAUAAGCUCAAGGGGGGACUGUAGUCACAGUUAUAUCAAUGCUUCUUAUAUUGAUGGAUACAAAAAGAAACAUCAAUUUAUUGCAACACAAGGUCCUUUACCACAAACACUGGUUGAUUUUUGGCGGUUAAUCUGGCAGGAAGACAUCUGCUGCAUAUUGAUGAUGCUAAGCAUCACUAGUGAUGGAGGGAUAGUGAGGUGUCAGCAGUAUUGGCCUGAUGCCAUUGGAGUAGCAGCUUUCUAUGGACCUUUUAAAAUCAUAGUUGAAGGAAUUAAUGAUAAUAAAGUAUCAGAAGAAAGAAUAAUCAAAUUAUCAAUGACAAGCAGCAGCUCAUCAGAUAAUUCUCAUAAAACUAUUCAUCAUUACUUAUUCAAAUGUUGGCCGGACCACGGAGUCCCAGCCACGCCUACUUCCACCCACUCAUUUUACGAGCAAAUCAAAAUGUGGUUAGACCUACCACCGCCAGUUUUAAUACACUGCAGUGGAGGCAUAGGUGUCACUGGUAUGUUGAUAUCAAUAAUGAUUGGGAUUGAACAAGGACUGAGUACAGGAGGAGUUGAUGUGAUGGCCAUUGUCAAUAAAAUGAGAUCUCAAAGAAUGAAUAUGAUACAGACUGAAGAGCAGUACCAGUUUGUGCAUUAUGUGUUGCUUGAAGCCUUUUACACAAUUGGAAAAGAGUCCAUUACUCCAAGCAACCUUCAGUUGAUUGUUAAAAGACUUGGAAAGCACGACGAGAUACUCAACAUGAACAGAUAUGAAGCUCAUUAUAAAGCGUUGCAAGUAUUAACAGUAAAACCUAAUUCAGUAUUGAGGAACUUUGGUUUGUCGAACUUACCUCUUGUAAGAUCUGAUCUCUAUCUACCGCCUGAUGAGUAUAGAGUUGUCUUGAAUAAGAAAACUGAAGACUUUAUUCAUGCAUCAUACAUCAAUGGUUAUCAAGAAGCAAGGUCAUUCAUAGUCGCAGAAUCACCCACAAAACUGACUGCUGCCAAUUUCUGGUCAAUGAUAGUGAAAAAUAAAUGUUCAGUCAUUGUAAUGCUUUGUGACAUUGUGGAAAUGGAAGUGGACACAUGCUACCAAUAUUGGCCAGCAACAUAUGACAGUGAGAGACAUUUUGAUUUCUAUCGCAUAAAGCACCACGAGAUGAACAUCGAUAAUUAUUAUACUCAAACUAUACUAAGAGUCCUUGAUACACAGGCUGGUGAGGAGCAGACUAUCAUUCUCAUCCAGUUACCUCUUAGUAAUAUAGUCAGUGAUGAACUCUCACAUACAGAGAGGGUUGGGAUAUUAUCAGCCAUUCAAGAAAUUGAAAAAAUACAAAGAAAAACAGGAAAUAAUCCAAUAUUGGUACACUGCAGUGAUACAGUAUCAAGGAGUGGCGUCUUCUGUGUGCUAUAUACUUCAAUACAGCAAAUGAAAAUAGAACAGCAAGUUAAUAUUUAUGAGAUAUUGUAUAAUAUGAGGACUUGCAAGCCAGGAUUAAUAACUACGCCGGUGCAAUAUAAGAUGGUUUAUUUGUUACUGAUGCGUUAUGUUGAAGAGUUUGAAGCUUAUGGAAACUUUGAGGGUCAGAAAAAGGACACAGAAAGUAUUUAUAAUGAUUGAAAAAAAACAAAGACAGUACUGAAAUUAUAAUGUUUAUAUAAUUAUUAUUAAUAAAAUUAACUAUAGUUUAUUUUGAUUGCUUGAUUGGUUGUGUCUUGUGUGUGACUAUUAUUAAUUUUCAAUAAUAAAAAAAUUAAAUUAAUGAAACGAUUGAAAUGAAUCCCAUAAAGAGAACAGCAACAAUGAACAAA
Amphimedon queenslandica is the source of this 2441-nucleotide messenger RNA. Its product is annotated as receptor-type tyrosine-protein phosphatase epsilon-like. Gene Ontology annotation, molecular function: protein tyrosine phosphatase activity. The record is from RefSeq and is a predicted model, not a curated record. The coding region runs from base 52 to 2250 and encodes 732 amino acids. Lineage: Eukaryota; Metazoa; Porifera; Demospongiae; Haplosclerida; Niphatidae. The transcript has 17 exons. Gene Ontology annotation, biological process: protein dephosphorylation.